Molecule: messenger RNA, 1497 nt
Organism: Drepanopeziza brunnea f. sp. 'multigermtubi' MB_m1
Lineage: Eukaryota; Fungi; Ascomycota; Leotiomycetes; Helotiales; Drepanopezizaceae
Biological process (GO): intracellular calcium ion homeostasis; calcium ion transmembrane transport
Cellular component (GO): fungal-type vacuole membrane
Molecular function (GO): calcium:proton antiporter activity
Source: RefSeq, a predicted model, not a curated record
AUGACCGAUACCGCCACGAUAAAACCAAAUGACGCCGAGAUGAAGAAAUCACGCGCAAUGUCUGGCCGGAGAUCAGACGGGCCUGCGGGCUCGUCGAGCCGUCGCUUGCCUCACCACUACAAUGCCAAUCCUCAAGGCAAUCCUCACAAUCACCCGAAUCUCCAUCGGAUAUACACCGGUAUCCAGCCAGCAGGAGAGAGUGGCAGAUCUGGCAUCAAUGCCCAGAUGUUCUUCAAGAUCUGUUGGCGCUCCACCAGCAGAGCAUCUCGAAUCUGCAACAUCUUCUGGCCCGUCGUUCCAGCAGCCAUUGCAGUCGGCCACCUGCGGCCCGACCUUGGCCUCGUUGUCUUCAUCCUCAAUUACAUCGCCAUGAUCCCUUGUGCUAACUUGAUUGGCUUCGCUGGUCAGGAGCUAGCUAGAAAGCUACACAAGGUCUUUGGCGUCUUGCUCGAGACAACCCUGGGGUCGGUCGUUGAAAUCGUCCUGUUCAUGGUCCUGCUCAAGACCGACCAAUUCGCCGUUAUCCAGGCUGCCAUCCUUGGAUCAGUCUUAGCUACUCAGCUCCUUUGUCUUGGUAUGUGUUUCGUGGUUGGUGGGCUUCGCCACAACGAGUUGAACUUCAGCGAGGUUGUUGGUGAAGUGGGAAGCGACUUGCUGUUGACUGCCGGGUUUGGUCUAAUUGUCCCUGCUGCAUUUCACACUGCCGUUUCUAAUGAUGGCCGCACUUCACCGGAGGAAGUUUCAGACAAAGUCCUCCACAUAUCACGGAUCUCGUCCAUUCUCCUGAUCAUCGCCUAUGUCGUCUACACCUACUUUCAAAUCCGUACCCAUGAGAGUAUUUACGAUGCGAUUUUCGAGGAAGACGAGCACAUGCCUGACCAUCAUGAAGACGGCACAAAGAAAAAGCUGACCUUCACUGAGUGCAUCCUUGCUCUUACCGUUGCCAUCACACUGGUGUCGCUUAUCGCCAUAGCCUUGGUUGAAAAGAUCGAGUUCAUUGUUCAUACCCGAGGCAUAUCGGACAGCUUCAUAGGUCUUAUCCUCGUCCCACUGGUUGAAAAGUUUUCAGAGCAUCUCGGUGCCAUCGACGAAGCUUGGGACAAUCAAAUGAAUAUGGCACUUGCACAUGUUCUCGGCGCAACCAUCCAGACUUCUCUCUUCAAUGGCCCCCUCGUUGUUCUCGUCGGAUGGGCAUUGGACAAGCGCAUGGAUUUGAAUUUCGACCUGUUCAACAUCAUUGUUCUGAUUCUGGGUAUCCUGGUGGUUGGUAACUUCCUAAGAGACCAGAAGUCCAACUACCUCGAAGGAUCUCUUUGCGUUAUAGUUUAUGUUAACAUCGCUAUUGCCGCGUAUUUUUACCCCAAUCCUCUUCCUCAAGGUCACAGUGGAUACCUAGGAGGUGCGGCUUUCGAUUCGAAUUCUCAAACGGUUCUUGAACAGGCAGCAAAGCCCCUUGUCCAUCCAGUCGAUGAUGAAAUGGAAAAGACUGAGAGAUGA